Molecule: messenger RNA, 939 nt
Organism: Caenorhabditis remanei
Lineage: Eukaryota; Metazoa; Nematoda; Chromadorea; Rhabditida; Rhabditidae
Exons: 6
Coding region: 1-939 (312 amino acids)
Source: RefSeq, a predicted model, not a curated record
AUGAUUACCAAAAAAAAAACACGAAAAAAUGAUGAUUUCAAAAAAGUCAAGCCGAAGGUUGAAAAAAAUCUGAAAAAAACAACUACCACCGAUACAGCCAUCAAAGCCAACGGAGUAGUUUUGGCCAGUCCAUUAGAAGAAAGAGUAGAAACUGUUGAGAAUCCGUUGAGUUUUGGCGGAGUGACGCUAGAAGAGUUGUGCAAGCAGGCGAGUAAUUUUUUAAAGGCUUACGAUAUGAAAAAAGAACGAAAAGUGAACGGCACAAAUGUCGAAGUCAAUUUCGAAACUAAAAAAGUUGAAGAAAACGUGAAUCUGAAACAGGUCUUCACACAGAACCCCAAUUCAAGUUCGUUCGACUUCGGUGUUACUAGUUCUUCAAAAUCUCACACAGUUUCUCCACUGCCAGAAUUACCAGACGCUCUUCUCCAUCUUUCAGUUGUUCUUGCACCGAUUAUCCUAAAGAUACUUUUGGAACACAAUAGUUGUCAGCUUUUGAAUCAAGAUGUGAAAAUCAGUGAGCCGAGAGUGAGAGGUCCCGAAAAUCAACAGGGUAAUUUGUUGGUCAAUGAUUUUGGAACUACUGUUCAAAGAGUGAAAGAACUUAUUCCCGUUUCACAUCAGAAUAACAAUAUCAUUUUACCUGCGAAACUGAAUACUAAUAACGCCGGCAUGAUGGUCUCAACUAUUAAGGGUAGAAACAUGGAGCCACUCACGGAUUGUAUGACUGCGAUGGUUGUUGAUGAUCAUAUUUUCAAAUCAGGCAAGUCGUGUGGGUGGAUUCUAAACUAUAAUUUUCUUGCAGAUGGUUCUGGUAGCCCUCUCAAAGAAAAAAGUUUAUCGCUUGGAUCAGCAACUGCCAAUUUCAUUCGUUCAUCCGUUGCACCAUCCCAUCAAACCGCUCAAAAUCCAUUACAACUUCGUCCACCAUCACCAGGCUAG